CCGGCCAGCUGCGCCGCGCCGCAGUGAGUGCCGAAGAAUGUGCGUGUGAAGAUGAUCGUCGGCAAGGUGGCCCUCGUGCUGGCGCUGGGGGUGGCGCUGGGGGCGCGCGCUCAGGACAACAAGGACUUCUGCACCAAGUUCGCCUUCAACGCCACGCACAACGCGUCCGGCCUGCAGUUCACCAGGGAGGUCGGCAAGUCCGACUUUGUCCUCGAGGCCAAGUUCAAAAGCAUCCACUGCUGCGCAAGGGGCUACAGGAGCAUCGAAUGGUACAAAGAUGACAUUCCAUACCCAUGGCUGGGAGGCGGAUCCUCUUUCAUUCUGGAUCCACAGACUGUAAACCAGACAAUAUUUUCCGGUGCAGUGCGCGAAUCCGACGCCGGACUCUACAAGUGUGUGGUGCGCAAUGACACCCAUUCGCUCUCCCACACAAUCAGUCUCACGGUUCUAGACAAUGACUACGAGGGUCCUAUGAAAACAACCUACAAACCGGAAGACCAGUACAUUUCGCCAGGAGACAGCACGCGAUUUUUCUGCGAAGCUUUUAUCGGACACAUUGCCGUAAACAAAACCAGUGAAUUGCACCAGACAGUGAACUGGAGAAAGGAUGGAGCCAACUCCUCACUACUGAACUCGACUAAGUUCAUCCAACACCACUUUCACAGAGAUGAAGACCAAACUCUUGGUGGUUAUCUCGAAGUCGCAGAUGUGCAGCCCCAAGAUUACGGUCGGUACAUUUGCUCCAUCGCUGUUUCCAACUGGAACAUGCACAUGUCGGCAGAGCUUCGCAAACAAGAAGUGCCAAAGGCCGCUCCGCUGACGUCGCCACCCAACGGCGUCUCCUUAGCCGUAGCUUUAUCUUGUAUAGCCCUAGGAUUAGUGCUUCUAACUUAUUACAAACUGCGACUCAGACUGCUCCUCUUGUGGAAGGAUUUCUUCUCUUCGGGGGAUAAAAAUGAUCCAAAAGAGUUUGACAUAUUUAUAUGCUACGUAACCAAAGACGCUGAGUUUGCAGUUGGCGAACUGCUGCCGGCCCUCGAGAAAAGGUUCCACUACCAAUGCUGCAUUCAUCAGCUCCAGCCUGAUGGUUGCGGGCGUCUGGCCCAGUUAUCCCAAGUCAGUAGGCGGCUGGUGAUGGUGUUGUCACCCGCAUUUGCCCAGCAGCACUCAUCCACCUGGAGCGCCGCCUCGUUGGCCCAAUUACUGGACCACCUAUCACAGCUACACCCCAGCAUGGUGUUCGUAGUCACACAGGAUCUGCCUGUGGAUAGUGCUGGUCGCGAGCUUUCGGCGGCGCUGCAGAAGACGCGGCACAUUGUGUGGCCACCGCCGGCCAAACUAGAGAAGGACAACUUCUGGAUCCGGCUGUGCCUGCUCCUGCCGGCGCGGAGGCCCCUGUGCGCCCCUCGCUCCAGGGACAGGCCCCCGGCAAAGACGCAGCCGCCCGCAAACAAUGAUCUGCAGAUGAAGAAACUCAACCCGGCCACCUCUACCUCCCAUGAGUCCCUCGAAGUGCUCGUGUGAACUUUUCUGCUCAAGGCGAGCUAGUGGCGGACCUUUUCGGUUUGUUCUCUUCUUUCCCUUUAACUUAUUUUGUGCGUUUUGACACAGAGUUCACCAAAAACCUUUUACAAAAUAAAUAUAUAUUUAUAAUUUUUUGUCAUUGUAUUUUUGUUAUUAUGAUUUUUGCAAAGCUGACUGUGUUGUGGAAUAGUCGAGAAUCGAAUGAACUUUUUUUUAAUGAAUUUUCAAUUUACUUGUUGAAUAAAUCAAAUUGUUGACGGCUUUUAGAUGAUCUUUGGGCAACUUUCACUUCAAAUAAUCCAGAUUUGCUCUCUGGAGUUUUUAUUGGCUGAAGUGGAAAUAUGACUGAUCUCUGAAUUUUUCUAUUAACGAUUUUGCACCUCUCAUUUUCAAUCUCUGAUAAUCCCCCCAAUGGUUUGCAAUCAACUGAAUAAGUUAUAAUCUCGCAAGACGUUUCAAAGAGCAAGACCUCAAUAAAAUCUCUAAAAUGUUAAAUUUUCGUUUUUCAUGAAAUAAGGAAAGGAGUUAUUAAUUUUUGUCACUGCGCUAGUUUAAAAUAUGCAUUUUUAUUGUUUUUAAUUUAUCUUACGUAAGCUAUUUGGGAUCUGUCAUAUUUCUUUUGCAGCUGCAAAAGAGCAAACAAAAAACAUAAGUGUGUUCGAAACAUAUAUUCAUGUUACAUAUAUGUAACAUGAAUAUAUAAACAUGUAACUUUAUAAAGUUAUCGUCAAAAAUGUCUCUAAUAUUAAAGUCCGCUGUGUGUCUUGUUAUUUUUUAAGUUUCUCAAAAGUCGAUCUUUUAAGAAAUAUUGUACUAGAAUAUAAUAAUUUUAUCAAACAUAAUAAUAUAUCUCAUCUUAAAAUUACACGCAUAGCAUUUAAUAAUAAUAUUCCUUAAAAUGUUAAUCUAUCUAUGUAUCAUGUAUUUAAUUACAUUAAUGUUUGUGUACAAAACACAGUUUUAGUCAAAGAAAACUAUAAACGGAUCUGAGCUUACAAUUUGACGGAAAAAAUAUGUCAAUAUUAAUAUUCUCACUGACGGGAAUGAAAAUGGGCAGUAAUUGUAAUGAAUUAUUUGGCCAGUCAUACUAUCUAUAGAUUUUUAAAUCAGACGUAAACCAAGAGAAUAUUUUUUCAACCAUGUAAAAUUGUUUAAUAAAUUUCUUACAAAUUCAGGAACACAAAUUUAUGUAAACAAUAAGUGUCAAUCAAUUAGUGUAAAUUUAACAGUGGAAGUAAAAAGAUAAAAAAAAAUACACUUGAAUAUGUAAAUGUUCAUAAAUAUGUGAUUUAAAACUGAUCAAAGUUUGAAUGUGUGUAAUAAGAAUAAAUAAAAUAGACCG
This is a messenger RNA of Neocloeon triangulifer, 2866 nucleotides long. RefSeq lists its product as uncharacterized. The transcript has 9 exons. Gene Ontology annotation, biological process: signal transduction. Bases 52 to 1524 code for a protein of 490 amino acids. NCBI's taxonomy places the organism in Eukaryota, Metazoa, Arthropoda, Insecta, Ephemeroptera, Baetidae. The record is from RefSeq and is a predicted model, not a curated record.